Molecule: messenger RNA, 2197 nt
Organism: Hemibagrus wyckioides
Lineage: Eukaryota; Metazoa; Chordata; Actinopteri; Siluriformes; Bagridae
Gene: imp3
Product: IMP U3 small nucleolar ribonucleoprotein 3
Exons: 7
Coding region: 101-652 (183 amino acids)
Biological process (GO): rRNA processing
Cellular component (GO): small ribosomal subunit; small-subunit processome; Mpp10 complex
Molecular function (GO): rRNA binding; structural constituent of ribosome; snoRNA binding
Source: RefSeq, a predicted model, not a curated record
AUGCGCAGUACAACCGGGGCAGCGUCGUAAAGCAUAAUACGGUACCUACUGCGAGAAAAACGUGCGCGUGCUGUUCGUUAAGCCUGCGAAUUUGUGGAAAAUGGUUCGUAAGUUACGAUUUCACGAGCAGAAGCUCUUAAAGAAAGUCGAUUUCAUUAACUGGGAAGUGGACAACAAUCUGCACGAGGUGAAAGUGUUGCGGAAAUUCCGCAUCGAGAAGAGAGAAGACUACACCAAGUACAACAAGCUGAGCCGCAGCGUCCGAGAGCUGGCGCAGAAGAUCCGUGACCUGGACGAGAAAGAUGGGUUCCGAGCUCGGAGCACGGCGCAGCUGCUGGAGAAACUCUAUGCCGUGGGUCUGAUCCCCACCAAGCAGAGCCUGGCCCUCGCUAACAACGUCAACGCUUCAUCCUUCUGCAGGAGGCGGUUGCCGUGGGUGAUGCUGAAACUGCGCAUGGCUCAGAACAUGAAGAACGCCAUCAUGUUCAUCGAGCAGGGACAUAUCCGCGUGGGCCCUGAGAUCAUCACAGACCCUGCGUUUCUGGUCACGAGGAACAUGGAGGACUUUGUGACCUGGGUGGACUCGUCCAAGAUCAAGCAGCAUGUCAUGAAUUACAAUGAGGAGCGAGAUGACUUUGAUCUGGUGGUGUAAAGCUGCAGGUGUGAUGGCGUGAUGGUCAGCACACAGGAAGCAGGAGCUGCUCUGGUUCUGCACUCGGACCGACGACGUGGAGGACAAACGCACACAUCAUCAACACAACACUACACAUACACACACACACUCACACACACACACUCACACACACACACACAUACACACACACACACUCUCACACACACACACACUAGAUUUCACACACUGUUGUGUUGAGAGAUGAAAAUAUUUAUUUGAGAAGGAAACCUUCGUUAUUUGUGUUGUUUUUUUUUCUCCUGAACUUUUUUCAUAUAAUACUAUUAUUAUUUCAGGUUCAGCUGUUAUUGUUCAGGAGAACCUGAUGUUUGUAUAAGUGAUCUUUAUGUUCAUGCAGAAGUGCAUCAGAUGUUUAAAAAGACCACCAUGUGGUGACGGUAGUGCCUGAAAUGCCUGCUGAAAUCUCAUUGGCUGAUGGGAGUCAUGUGUUUUUAGUGUAGCAGUAGUUAAAGACUUUUGGGUUACUGUGAAGAUGAAACGGUGUCAGAUUUCACCUCUGGAUAUGGUCCUUCUGUUGCCUUUUAAGGAAAAGGGGUGGAGUUAUUCCAGCUGGAGGUGGAGCUUGUUUUAGGGCCCUAUACACACUGAUCAGGCAUAACAUUAUGACCACCUGCCUUUGAGGCAUGGACUCCACUCCAUCCCUGAAGGUGUGCUGUGGGAUCUGACACCAGGAGGUUAGCAGCAGAUCCUUAUGGAUACUUACAGGACGCAAAGGACACUUUUGAUAGAUACUGACCACUGCAGACCGGGAACACCCCACAAGAGCUGCAGUUUUGGAGAUGCUCUGAUCCAGUAGUCUAGACAUCACAAUUUGGCCCUUUUGGUCAAACUCGCUCAAAUCCUUACACUUGUCCAUUUUUCCUGCUUCUAACAUCAACUUUGAGGACAAAAUGUUGACUUGCUGCCUAAUAUAUCCCACCCACUAACAGGAGCCAUGAUGAGGUCUUAUACACUUCAGCAGUCAGUGGUCAGGGUGUGUGUUAUAGUUCCUUAUAUGAAGAAAUGAGUGAAAUGAUGUUUGGAAAUAUUAAAACUCAGUGAUUUUUGUACAGUGUCUGUUAAAUGGACAGAAACUCCAACUCAAUAAAACCAGACUCAGGAAUCAUUUUCACCCCAAACACUGAGGCUGUGGUAUCUCUGUGGUAUCUCUAUGGUAUCUCUGUGGUAUCUCUAUGGUAUCUCUGUGGUAUCCCCCCCUUCCAGAACAUUUCAUUUCCCAGACAGAACAACAUGCUGGCUCAUGAGCUACUGUAGCUACGUCAAUAUUAUCAAUAUUAUUUUAUUACAACAAGUUUAAUAUCUUUAUUGUUAUUGUUUUGAGGAAGUGUCACAUCCUGACAGGUUUAUCUUUACAGAGUUGUCUUCUAGUGCGUGAACUAAUGAAGUACUUCCGGUUGCCACGUGGACACAAAAAUUCCUCAAUCUUGCUUUAAUUUUUAUUCCACACAUCCACAUAUAUACACGGUUUUGUUUUUGUUUUUUUAAUAAAACUGUUUAUAAACCGUU